AAGAGAAAGAUGAGGAUAUGCUGUGUAUGUUUUAGAAGGUGCUGCAGAUGUUGUAUUGAAUAUUUGCCGAGUUCUGAAUCGGAUUCCGAUUCGGAUCUUGAAAGAAGUAUUCAGCGAAGCAGACGAGAUGUUGGCGGCCUUGACCCUUUUGGUAGGAGGCGGAGGAGUGAUGAGCGACCUACCCUUGCAGAUGGAUUGCGAUCAGAACGAGAUUCUCGUCCGAAUGAAGUUCAACAAGCGCUGGAACGCAUUGCAAUAGAGGAGUCCAGACAGAACUAUCAGAUGAAUAUUGCUCAGGGUUCAGGAACAAACGAUGGUGGUCAGUUCAAUGCCUUAUUUUCACAACCAGGUGAUAAUAUUGAUGAGAUAGGCCUUGGAUUUCCAACAAUUGAUGUAGGAGAAAGUAGUUCUGGGCCGCAAGGAGCAGAAGGAGGUGCUGCUCCAACAACGGUAAACGAUGAUCUAGCAAUGCUGAGAGAGGUUGAAUCGUUGCUUGAUCGCCAUCAUCGACAUUUAGGACGUGACGUCAUCCCUCUUCAAAUAUCGAGAGAAAAUAUUUUAGAGAAUUUGAUUGGUUAUUAUACUGAAGAAUCUCUCGCAAGAUCUCGCAUUACUGUGAAGUUUAUCGGUGAGGAAGGCAUGGACUGUGGUGGUGUCACCUACGAUAUGUUUACAACAUUUUGGUACCGAGCUCAAGAGGAAUUUUUCAUUGGUUACGAGGCAGUGGUUCCGUAUCUUCCCCCUCAAAGAUUCACAGACGAUUCAAAAUAUCGAGUUCUCGGUCGCAUAUUAUCCCAUUCCAUUGCCGUUAUGAAAGAAUUUCCGAUACAUAUGUGUAAAAGCACGAUUAUCGCGAUGAUCUACGAAACUACUGAUGUUUCGGCAGAAAUUCUACUUGAAGAUUUCCUGUACUUUCUGGACAGCCAUGAUCGUAAUUUGGUUACCACGGCAAUAAACGAUUACAGCAGUUUAACUUCAGAUCAAGCAGACGAACUUAUGACCAUAUUUGAAAGGUAUGAAUAUGCGAUCAGAAUAACAGCCGAGAACUUUAAGCAUCACGUGACUCAAUUGGCACGCCACGUGACCUGUAUACGCCCAAAACCAUUGCUUGACAAAAUGAGAUCGGGUAUACCACAGUCUCAUUUGGAACAUUUUUGGUCGAAUUUCCAUUUAAAAACCCUCGGCAUCCUGUUUAGAGCUCUGAAACCAACUCCGGAAAGAGUUAUCGCGCGCUUAAAAACUUCCGAUGACAAUCCGCGUCUUUCUCGGCAUCAAAGACGGGUAUUCGAUUUUCUUAAAGACCUGCUGAAAGAAAUGUCGGAACCAGAGCUUGAGACUUUCCUUCAUUUUGUAACAGGAAAGAAGUCCAUACCACGAGAGAAGAUAACUAUUGAGUUUACAACAGAAACAGGGAAGCUUAGAUUACCAAAGGCUCACACAUGUUCAAACAUGAUGGAGUUGCCAGCAUCAUACGAAGAUUACGAAACCUUUCGCUCCGAGCUCAAACAUCUUUUGGCAUCCGAUGAAGCACUGAAAAUGUCAAUGGAGUAGAUGGCCACGGAAUGAACUCUUUGCCAAAAUGUUAUUUACGAUAUGAUAUACAUGUAUAAGUGAACAUUUGGAGUCGAAAAACACUUUAUGAUUGAUAAAACGAAAGUGAUAAAAAUCAUGCUCAUAUCGCAUGCACAUGACCGGAAGUUAGUGUUAUGACUAUCACCGUCUAUAUAUAGCAUAUGUCAUUUUGUUGAUUUUAUAAUUCUGUUUCGCCAUUGAACUAAGUACUCUACAAAAUCAUGCUCGUAUUAAUUAUCAAAAUUUUCCGUAGCUUUGAUAAAAUAUACAUGUCAGACAAAUUUUCAUUUCAUUUAAAUCAUGCAUUAGAAUAACAUGAAAAGAAAUAUCGCGCGUGGUAAAUUCAUCAGAAAGCAGUUAAAAAAUUAAUCCUAACCAACAAAUACUUGUACUGCCAAGUAGGUAAAUACACGUAUGAAAUACAUCAUUAUGACAGCAGCUUCACAUAUAACUCAAUCUUCGCUUUAUCUCGUAGAGAACUGAUUGGUCCCUUGAGUGUCCAUUUAUCGAGUUUCAACCGUAUUCCCAAUAUGUGACGUAUGUAAUAAUACGAUGUCGUCAUAUCUCCUGAUUAAAUUGUGUAAAAAUGUGUGCUCAUAAGGAAAUAAUGCACUAAAACUUUGUUCUAAUUUCGAGACUUUGUUCUGAUAGUUAAACUUUGUGUUGAUAAUGAAUAAUACAACUUUAAACUGAUUAUGAAACUUUUGUACUCCUAAUGUGCUCAGAAUGAAGUUUAACUUAGUGAUAAUUGGGAACACUUUGUAAUAAUAACGAAAUUCUUUUCUCACAAAUUUGUUUGAUAAUAAAACAUUAACCGGAUUAUACAUACGCUAGUUUAUUUAUAUUAAUAAUUUUGCAUCUGCGUCAUUUAUCUAUUUUUAUAUUGAUUGCUUAUACAUGUAUGUCCAUUUUUG
Messenger RNA from Ruditapes philippinarum (Manila clam), 2486 nucleotides. RefSeq lists its product as uncharacterized. Bases 10 to 1551 code for a protein of 513 amino acids. NCBI's taxonomy places the organism in Eukaryota, Metazoa, Mollusca, Bivalvia, Venerida, Veneridae. Gene Ontology annotation, molecular function: ubiquitin-protein transferase activity. The record is from RefSeq and is a predicted model, not a curated record. The transcript has 5 exons.